CGUGAUGCUCUGCGGCGCUGACGUAGUGACGCUGCGCCGGAAGUGAGCGCCGCCGCGGUUUGUUUUGAUGGAGACAGGACGCGGCUAAAACGGGACAAACCGGAACAAACAGGGAUAAAACGGAAUAAAACGAGGCUAAACGGGGGGAAAUAGCUUUAACCCGGGUGAAAGUGGGUUUGAAAUGGGACACGGCUCGUUUAAACCGGGACAAAACCAAAGAGACAAAGACAGAGACUCGGCGGCUUCUGCUAAAGCUAAACUGAGAUAAAGCGGGACAAAACUAAACCGGAUCUAAACGGAUCUAAACUGGGCCUAAACCGGGUGUAAGUCGUGUUUGUGGAUGUUGUGUGACUGAGGCGGGAGGAUGAUCCAUGAGCUGCUGCUCGCGCUCAGCGGGUUCCCCGGAACCAUCUUCACCUGGAACAAGCGCACGGGACUACAGGUGUGUCAGGAGCUGCCCUUCCUGCACCCGUCGGAGCUCAGUGUCCUGAAGCGUCAGUGUAAACUCGGCUCCGACUACAAACGCUUCAGCGACUUCAUCGAACAGCACACGGGACACGUGCACGCUCAGGACCUGGGGGCCUCACAGGCUCCGAGUGGACCUCAGAGCGCGGGGCCUCAGAGCGCGGGGCCUCAGAGCGCGGGGCCUCACAGCGCGGGGCCUCACAGCGCGGGGCCUCACAGCGCGGGGCUCCACGGCGUGUACCUCAGGGCGUUCUGCACGGGGCUGGACUCGAUGCUGCAGCCGUACAGACAGGCGCUCCUCGACCUGGAGCAGGAGUUCCUCGAAGAUCCUCAUCUCACCAUCUCUCACGUCAACUACAAACUGGACCAGUUCCAGUUGCUGUUUCCUUCAGUGAUGGUCGUGGUGGAGACGAUCAAAGCUCAGAAGAUUCACGGCUGUCAGAUCCUGGAGACAGUUUACAAACACAGCUGUGGAGGUUUGCCCCCCGUCCGCACGGCGCUGGAGAAGAUCCUGUGUGUGUGUCAUGGCGUGCUGUAUAAACAGUUGGCGGCCUGGAUGCUUCACGGUUUGUUGUUGGACCAACACGAGGAGUUUUUCAUUCGCCAAGGCCCCAGCGGCGCCGGCAGCUCGACCAAUCAGGACGAAGAGGAGGACGACCUGUGUCUGGGCGGACUCAGCGGAAAACAGCUGAGGGAGCUACAGGACCUGAGGCUGAUCGAGGAGGAGAACAUGUUGGCUCCGUCUCUGCAGCAGUUCUCGCUCCGCACUGAGAUGUUGCCGUCGUACAUUCCCGUCAGAGUCGCGGAGAAGAUCCUGUUUGUGGGAGAAUCCGUCCAGAUGUUUGAGAACCACAACCACAGCCCCUCCAGAGCCGGUUCUAUACUGAAACAUCGUGAGGAUGUGUUUGCGUCGGAGCUGCACAGACUCAAACAGCAGCCGCUCUUCAGUUUAGUCGACUUUGAAAACCUCAUCGACCACAUCAGGAGCACUGUGGCCGAGCAUCUCUGGACUCUGAUGGUGGAGGAGGCCGACCUGAUCGAACAGCUCAAGAUCAUUAAGGAUUUCUUUCUUCUGGGUCGUGGAGAGUUGUAUCAGGUCUUCAUAGAUCUGGCUCAGCAAAUGUUAAAGACUCCGCCCACACUGAAAACACAUUCAGACGUAAACGUGGCGUUCCAACAGGCUGCUCACAAAGUUCUCCUAGACGACGAUAACCUCCUCCCCCUGCUCCACCUCACCGUGGACUAUCAGAGCAAGGACAAAGACCCGGCCCCUGGUCCGGACUCGUCUCCUCGGGACCCCCCGGCGAGCGGGUGGGCGGCGCUGGGUUUGUCCUACAGAGUCCAGUGGCCCCUACACAUCCUGUUCACCCCCGCAGUACUGGAGAAGUAUAAUGUAGUAUUCCGGUACUUACUGAGCGUGAGAAGAGUCCAGUCACAACUGCAGCACCUGUGGGCUCUACAGAUGCAGAGGAAAAACCUGAAGUCGAGUCAAACCGACGCCCCCCAAUGGAGACUCCGGAACCACAUGGCCUUUCUCAUCGACAACCUGCAGUACUACCUACAGGUGGACGUGUUGGAGUCUCAGUUCUCGCAGCUUCUGACUCAGAUCAACUCGACUCGAGAUUUCGAGAGCAUCAGACUUUCCCACGACCACUUCCUCAGCAACCUGCUCGCCCAGACCUUCAUCCUGCUCAAACCGGUACUGAACUGUACUUCUCCUGUCUGUACUCUGUGUAGUGUGUGUACUGAUACUCUGUGUAGUGUGUGUACUGAUACUGUGUACUGUGUGUACUUUGUGUACUGUGUUCAGGGUUUCCGGAGGCAGUCGUCUCUUUUGUUUAAAAUCCUGUCGAGCGUCAGAAAUCAUCAAAUCAACUCCGACCUCGCACAACUACUACUGCGUCUGGACUACAACAAGUACUACACCUGCUCCGGGGGCACGCUGGGCAGUGUCUGAGGUUGGACCAAUCAGAGCCGAGCGUCGUCUGUGGCCCCGCCCCCUCGUCGUCUGUGGCCCCGCCCCCUCGUCGUCUGUGGUCCCCGCCUCCUCGCCAAUUGUCGUCUUUUGCAUGUUUCACUUUGUUUCAAAUAUUUAAA
This is a messenger RNA of Boleophthalmus pectinirostris (great blue-spotted mudskipper), 2562 nucleotides long. It is a transcript of the gene tubgcp4, whose product is annotated as tubulin, gamma complex associated protein 4. The coding region runs from base 365 to 2422 and encodes 685 amino acids. NCBI's taxonomy places the organism in Eukaryota, Metazoa, Chordata, Actinopteri, Gobiiformes, Gobiidae. The record is from RefSeq and is a predicted model, not a curated record. The transcript has 18 exons. Gene Ontology annotation, biological process: mitotic cell cycle; cytoplasmic microtubule organization; spindle assembly. Gene Ontology annotation, molecular function: microtubule minus-end binding; gamma-tubulin binding. Gene Ontology annotation, cellular component: equatorial microtubule organizing center; spindle pole; centrosome.